AUGAGCGACCAAGAAUCCGUGUCGAUCAAAGAGGAAAACCACAAAGGCAUCGACUUGGACGCUGAAGUCGUCAGUCCUGUGAGCCUUUCUCUCGCUUCUAUCUCUCACUAUGCUAAAACAAGAGUCACAGACCUUGUUCCUUCCAAGGCCAUGAUGAGGGCCAACAGACACCUGCUGAACCCAUUGCCAGGUCUUAGAUUGAUCCCUGCUCGUCAGUGGAUUAUGUUCGCCUCGGCCUUCAUGGCAUGGACUUGGGACGCGUACGAUUUCUUCUCGGUGUCGCUCAAUGCUACUGCACUUGCCCAUUACUUCGGUAAGAACGUCAAGCAGGUCACCUGGGGUAUCACCUUGGUGCUCAUGUUGAGAUCGGUUGGUGGUGUCGUGUUUGGUUACCUCGGUGACAGAUACGGAAGAAAAUGGCCUUUGUGUCUCAACAUCCUGUUGAUGGCUUGCAUUCAGUUUGGUACCUACGGUGUGUCCACUUACGAACAGUUCCUGGGUGUUCGUGCCAUUUUCGGUAUCAUGUUGGGUGGUAUUUACGGAAAUGCUGCCGCUACCGCUUUGGACGACUGUCCUAUCGAGGCCAGAGGAUUCAUUUCUGGUCUUUUGCAGCAAGGUUACACUUUCGGAUACCUUUUGGCUGUUGUCUUCACCAGAGCCAUUGCCGACAACGUCGAGAUGGGAUGGAAGAGUUUGUACUUGUUGGGUGGUAGCGUUUCUAUCGUGAUUCUCAUCUUUAGACUUUGCUUGCCUGAUACACAAGCUUUCCUGCGUCAAAGGGAAAUCGAAAAGUACAAUAUUGAGCACAACAUUCCGCAGAAGACUUUCUUCCAAAAAGUCAAGGCUUCAUUGAAGCUUUACUGGCUAAUGAUCAUUUAUCUUGUUCUGCUCAUGGCUGGAUUCAACUUCAUGUCUCACGGAUCCCAAGAUCUCUAUCCAACCAUGCUUACAGAAGAAUACGUUUUCUCUUCUAAUAGAUCCACUGUGACCAACUGUGUUGCCAACAUUGGAGCUUUUGUCGGAGGUAUUAUAGUCGGACACAUGUCCAACUUUGUCGGUAGACGGUUAUCGAUUCUUAUUUGCUGCAUUGGUGGUGGUGCGCUGAUUUACCCAUGGGCAUUUAUUUCUGGGUCUGCCAUCAACGCAGGUGCAUUUUUCCUUCAAUUCUUUGUCCAGGGUGCUUGGGGUGUGAUUCCAAUCCACUUGUCUGAGUUGGCUCCACCAGACUUCCGUUCGUUUGUCGUUGGUGUGGCUUACCAGCUGGGUAACCUUGCAUCUUCUGCAUCUUCGACGAUCGAGUCGACCAUCGGUGAGUCGUUCCCAUACACAAACAAAAAGGGCGAAGCUACCAAGGAUUACGCAAGAGUGAUGGCUAUUUUUGUCGGUGCUGUGUUUGCCUAUGUUUUCUUGAUCACUUUGGUUGGUCCAGAAAACAAGAUGGCAUCGCUUACACAUAACCUCGAGGAAGAGGAGGACGCUCACAACCGCGAGGAGCGGGAACUGGAGAGCCAGGUUUAG
Messenger RNA from Ogataea philodendri, 1518 nucleotides. RefSeq lists its product as uncharacterized. The transcript has a single exon. Gene Ontology annotation, biological process: plasma membrane lactate transport. NCBI's taxonomy places the organism in Eukaryota, Fungi, Ascomycota, Pichiomycetes, Pichiales, Pichiaceae. Gene Ontology annotation, molecular function: secondary active monocarboxylate transmembrane transporter activity. The record is from RefSeq and is a predicted model, not a curated record. Gene Ontology annotation, cellular component: plasma membrane. The coding region runs from base 1 to 1518 and encodes 505 amino acids.